AUGUCUUUUAACCUGAGUAAAUCGUUUUCCAAUGAUUUGGAAUCAUUAGGAGCGGAUUCCGCUAUUACGCAUUAUAAGGAUUUUCCAGAAUUUGAUAGCUUAUCACAGAGUCUUGACAAUAACUUGUAUAAUAUAAAUAAUAACCAACUAGUGUCUAUAAAGAACUUGUUACAGCAAUAUGAAAGUUUGCACAACCAAGGCGACGAGCAGAACUUAUCUGUUAAAUUGCAAAAAGUCUCGAUAAAACUUUCAAAAAUAUUGAAUAAGACGACUGAAAAUUUCAAGUCUGUUAAUGAGAUAACCAAGAAAUUAAAUGGUUACCUUAACGAGUGCGAGUCAAACCACGAGGACGAAGAUACGCUACAUUAUUUGAGACGAAAGGAGUCGAUAUUGAUAGAGUUGAUUAAAUCGAGCAUAAAUCAAUUUCAGAAGUACCAAAGAAAGUUUGAAUCUUUGCAGCAAGUAACUGUUGCGAAAUAUGGCAUUAAUGGUGAUCCGGAUGCUAUAAAUUCUAAAGGUCCUACAGAAGAUUCCACCUCAGAAGCACAGCAGCAGCAGAUGCAAAUCGAUUAUGAACCUAUUAAUGCUGAGGAGUUGGAACAACAAUCGUUAUUAGUUGAAGAAAGAGAACGAGAAAUACACCAAAUAUCGCAGGAUAUUUCCGAAAUUAACGAUAUUUUCCUGAAUUUGCAUGAUAUCGUAAAUGAACAGCAGUUUUCAAUUGACAAUAUAGAAGAUAAUAUUUUAAGAUACGGUGGUGAUGUUCACGGAGCGUCCAAUGAAUUGAGAAGAGCAGAAAGAUAUCAAAGACGGUCUGGUGGCAGGAUGUUUUGUUGUCUCGUUAUUUUAUUGGGAGUUGUCGGUACUGUUAUUCUAAUUGGAAUAAUAUUUUAA
Messenger RNA from Debaryomyces hansenii CBS767, 894 nucleotides. RefSeq names its product SNAP receptor (gene PEP12). Gene Ontology annotation, molecular function: SNAP receptor activity; SNARE binding. Bases 1 to 894 code for a protein of 297 amino acids. NCBI's taxonomy places the organism in Eukaryota, Fungi, Ascomycota, Pichiomycetes, Serinales, Debaryomycetaceae. The record is from RefSeq and is a predicted model, not a curated record. Gene Ontology annotation, biological process: vesicle fusion; Golgi to vacuole transport; intracellular protein transport. Gene Ontology annotation, cellular component: SNARE complex; endomembrane system; membrane. The transcript has a single exon.